Messenger RNA from Pyricularia pennisetigena, 342 nucleotides. RefSeq lists its product as uncharacterized. Lineage: Eukaryota; Fungi; Ascomycota; Sordariomycetes; Magnaporthales; Pyriculariaceae. The record is from RefSeq and is a predicted model, not a curated record. The transcript has 4 exons. The coding region runs from base 1 to 342 and encodes 113 amino acids. Gene Ontology annotation, biological process: mitochondrial electron transport, ubiquinol to cytochrome c.
AUGCGUCCUACACAGAUCAUGCGCGGCGGCGGUGGCGAUGGCCCUAUCGGGAAGUACAACAAGUACCUCGGUGGCUGGGGUGCAUUUGGUACCCCCCAACAGAAGCAGAAGGGAAUCGUCACCUACAACGUCACCCCUAACCGACAGAGGCCAUUCGCCGGUGCAGGCCACGCCGCCGUCUUCAACACCUGGCGCCGUUUCAAGGGUCAGGUCCUCUACAUUGUCCCGCCGUUUGUUGCGGCUUACUACAUCAUGGACUGGGCCACACACGAGAACCACUUCCUCAACUCAAAGCCCGGCCGUGCCUUGACCGCUGCCAGGGAGGCUGAGGCAGCGAAAUAG